Messenger RNA from Megalops cyprinoides (Indo-Pacific tarpon), 2818 nucleotides. Its product is annotated as leucine zipper putative tumor suppressor 3-like. NCBI's taxonomy places the organism in Eukaryota, Metazoa, Chordata, Actinopteri, Elopiformes, Megalopidae. Gene Ontology annotation, biological process: regulation of dendritic spine morphogenesis. The record is from RefSeq and is a predicted model, not a curated record. The coding region runs from base 318 to 2777 and encodes 819 amino acids. Gene Ontology annotation, cellular component: dendritic spine. The transcript has 6 exons.
UGGCGUGCGCCGGGAGGCGGGACAGAGGUGGGUGUGUGGCACAGCUGAUGCGGUCUCCAUCACCAGAUCGCAGCCACAGGCGACAGCAGCUGCGUUAGAACCGACUCGCGCACACCGCAUUCACAGCCUCCUCGCACCCUCAAUAUUGCAGCCGGACUCUUCGACAGGCAGGGAACCGAGUCGGCGGACGGUCGCGCGGGGCUACUCGAAAUCGCGCGUCGCUGACAGCGGUGGUGCAAACAUGUGUAUCCCCACUGGCUGGCGCUGUCAGUGUGCCUGUGACGGCUGGCGUGGGGUUGGGCGGGGCUGAGUGAGCCAUGGGCAGCGUGGGUAGCGGGGUGGCUGGCGAGCAGGAGUUCGCCAUGAAGAGCGUGGGAACGCGCACCACCCUGCCGCGGGCCCCACCCACCUCCCGCCGUGGCCCCGGGCACCGCAGCUGCAGCACGGAGCGCCCGCCCCCGUCUGCGUCCGAGGGCACGGAGGCCACCACGUCCAGCGACGGCCGCAGCUGCAGCACCGACCGGCCCCAGCUCACCGGCUCUGACUCCGCCGCCUCCAACGGCGACCGGCUGCUGUCCAACGCGGCAUACCUGAACGGGGCGGGGCGGCGGGAGGGGCCUCGGGGGGGGAGCGGCCUUGAUGCGUGCGGGAAUAACGUGCUUCUCAACAACGAGAAGGCAGGUGCCGGCGCUACGGCCAUCCAGUACAGAGAUGCCCCGGGGGCCAAAUCAGACAAACACAACCCCCCCAAACUCCUGCCCGUGUCUGGAAAAUUGGAGCAGAACAAUGCUGGGCUGGUCCGCCCAUCCGCCUUCAAGCCCGUGGUGCCCAAGAGCUUCCACUCCAUGCAGAAUCUGGUGGGACAGAGUGGAGGAGGGGGUGGAGGGCGUGGUGCUGGGGGGGCCGGAGCUCCCAGUGCCCCGGCGAACCACAGAGAGCAGGACAGUCCGGCAGCUGGAAGCGGGGGUGGACAGGGAGGUCUGUCUGACUCGGGGAGAAACUCCCUGACCAGCCUGCCCACGUAUGCGGGCUCAGGUUCCGGGUACGCCCCUCCCCAUGCCUUGCCCCCCCUGAGUGCCUCCACCAGCCAUAUCAACCGGCUGGGCACGGCCGCGCCCUUGGACCAGCCUGGCUACCAGAAUGGGCUGAGUGCCUCUGACAGCGGGCGGUCCUCCUCUGGGAAAAGCACCUCCUCCUAUCAGAGACUCAGCCAUCUGGGCGACGCCCCCCCGCCUCUACGGCCCUCUCCCUCCUCUGACGACAUCAUCCAGGACCUGGAGGACCGCCUGUGGGAGAAAGAGCAAGAGGUGCUGCACAUGCGACGGAACCUGGACCAGAGCGAGGCGGCCAUCGUGCAAGUGUUCGAGGAGAAGCAACGGGUGUGGGAGCGGGAGAUGGAGGAGCUGCGGCAGAACUACGCGGCGCGGCUGCAGCAGGUGUCCCGCCGCGCCCAGCGCAUGCAGCAAGCCCUGCAGGCCCAGGUUGCCCGGCUGCAGCAGGACAAGCGGCGGCUGCAGGAUGAGAUCGCCACCCUGCUGGCCCACCGGGAGGAGCUGGAGAGGAAGUGCCUGGACUACAGGAAGGAGCAGGCCGACAUCCUGCCACGCCUGGAGGAGACCAAGUGGGAGGUGUGUCAGAAGGCGGGGGAGAUCUCUCUGCUGAAACAGCAGCUGAGGGAGAGUCAGGGUGAGGUGACCCAGCGGGCAGGGGAGAUGGUGGCCCUGCGUGGCCAGCUCAAGGAGCUCACGGUUCAGCUGAGGGAGAGGGAAGAGCUGGUGCUGGGCCUCAAGGACUCCUACAGCAGCAAGAGUCUGAAGCUGGAGCACUGUGAAGGAGAGCUGAAGAGGACUCUAACUGAGGUGUCUUUGCUGAGGGAGAAGUUGGGCGGGUUCGAGGCGGAGGUGCUGGGACUAAAGCAGGCAUUGAGUGAGCUGAGCGGGGGUGGAGCUGUGAGCGCAGUGAGGGGUGGGGGCGCAGGGGCGGCCUGGGGAGAGCUGCCCUCGCCUCACAGCUCCUCCAGCGCCCCUCCCUCCGCUUCCCCGGAAGUUCUCCUGAGCCUGCAGAGCGACGAGGCCAAAGCACAACGGCAGGAGGCGGAGCGGCAAGAGGCGGAGCGCAGGGAGGCGGAGCAGCAGGAGGCGGAGCGACGGGAGAAGGAGCGCAGAGAGGCGGAGCUCCGGGAGGCAGAGCGCAGAGAGGCGGAGCUCCGGGAAGCAGAGCGCCGAGAGGCAGAGCUCAGAGAGGCAGAACGGCGGGAGGCGGAGCUCAGAGAGGCAGAGCGCCGGGAGGCGGAGAGGCGAAAGGUGGAGCGGCAGGAGUCAGAGCUUCAGAAGGAGGCGAGGCAGGAGGCGGAGCGGCAGGAGGCGGAGCGACAGGAGGCGGAGCUGCAGGAGGCGGCGGACCUGCGGCGGCAGCUGGAGCGCCUGCAGGGGGAGCUGCGGCUGGAGAGGCAGCAGAGGCAGCGGCAGUCACUCUCCUUCGCUCAGGAGCGCCACAUCUGGCAGGACGAGAAGGAGCGCGUGCUGCAGUACCAGGCUCAGCUACAGCUCAGCUACGUGGAGACGCUGCAGAGGAACCAGGCUCUGGAGUUGCGCAUGGGCCAGCUCCACGACAAGCUCUCUGCCUCCCCCGCCUCGCCCCCACCCUCUCUGCCUGUCCCGCUCACCCUCACCCUCUCCCCCCCUGCCGAGGAGGAGCAGCCCCCCGCCCUCCAGCAGUUGGCCCCGCCCUGGCCUGCACACUCCCGCCUGGAGAGGAUCGAAUCCACUGAGAUAUAAGGCUGAACCACCCAAGAUGGCAGCUGACAGAUCAUUACUAA